Molecule: messenger RNA, 1672 nt
Organism: Amborella trichopoda
Lineage: Eukaryota; Viridiplantae; Streptophyta; Magnoliopsida; Amborellales; Amborellaceae
Product: MADS-box transcription factor 23
Biological process (GO): positive regulation of transcription by RNA polymerase II
Cellular component (GO): nucleus
Molecular function (GO): RNA polymerase II transcription regulatory region sequence-specific DNA binding; DNA-binding transcription factor activity; protein dimerization activity
Source: RefSeq, a predicted model, not a curated record
GGUUUUCAGGCUAGAAAAUAGCGGUUUCGUAGCGGUAAACCGCCUUCUCCAAACUCACCUUAUAAAACCCCCGCUCAGUUCAUUACCGCUCUGAGAAAUAAAAGUAAAACUGCAAAUUUUUUCUGAGUGAUUUUGGUGGGGAGUUUGGGUAGAGAUCUUGUUGGUUUUUAGAGAGAGAAAGAGAGUGCAUUGGGGAAAUGGGGAGGGGAAAGAUCGUGAUAAGGAGGAUCGAUAAUUCGACGAGCAGGCAGGUGACUUUCUCGAAGAGGAGGAAUGGAUUGUUGAAGAAGGCGAAAGAGCUCGCCAUUCUUUGUGAUGCUGAUGUGGGUCUCGUGAUCUUUUCAAGCACAGGCAAGCUCUAUGAAUUUUCAAGCUCAAGAGUAAAAACCUAUGAAGUAGAGCAAUCAAGGGGAAGUCAAGGAAAACGAACUCCUGAUAACAUGCCCAGGAGUGACAUCCCAGAUAUUGUUGAAGGGAUGCGGAAUGCCCAAAGCCAAUCUCACCAAGCAGCUAAGAGUAUGAAGUCAAUAAUUGAACGAUACAACAAAUGCAAGGAUGAAAGGCAUCAAGAUUCAAGUUCAUCUUCAGAAGUAACGUUAUGGCAGAGGGAGGCAGCAACCUUAAGGCAGCAACUCAAAUCUUUGCAAGAUAAUCACCGGCAAUUGAUGGGAGAAGAACUUUCAGGUUUAGGUGUUGGGGAACUACAAAAUUUAGAGAACCAACUGGAAAUGAGUUUGCGUGGAGUUCGAAGGAAGAAAGAUCAAAUCUUAACCGAGCAAAUUCAAGAACUACAACGAAAGGGAGAUCUUAUACAUCAAGAAAAUAUGGAGUUAUACAGGAAGGUUUAUGAAGCUAGGAUAUCAAAUGAGGGAACAAAAACGAAGUCCUUUUCAUUGACCAAUUUCAACUUUGGAGAUGACCCACACAUGCCCAUCCAUCUUCAACUUAGCCAGCCCCAACCACAACAAUACGAGUCACCGGCAAGAUCCAUGAAGCUGAGGUGUGUGGACAUGAGGGAAGCCAGUCCAGAGACUACAUUUGACCAAAAGGAGGACAAAAAAUGGUGACGUAGUGGAUGACGCGGCCUUUUGGAUGGCAUCAAAUCUAUGUUUGCUCAGAUUUGAUGGGAAUUUUUAGUAAUUUUGAAGUUAUUCUUAAUCUAUAAGUUCUUCAGGUGUCGAAACUAUCAUAUCUACUGUUUACAACUAAGCUACUAGGGCACGGAAUCACUUGAAAUCAGCUUUUCAUUAGUUCCUGAAGAACCGAAUAGCUAGACUUUGGAGAGAUACAGACCCAACCAAUACUUGUAGUGACUUGGCCAAAGCAAUGCCAGAUUCGGCCAAGUCCCCAAGUCAUGGAGUAGUCAAGGACAAUAAUCGCAUAUUUCACCCAAUAGGGGGUAUGAUGACCUGAAAUUUCAUCUUUUGGGUCAAUUAUGAGCCCUCUAUAAGAUUGAAUAACAUGAUUUGCAAAAGAUUGAGAAAUGCUUUUAGAUUCGAAAGCAAUCAGAAUCCCAAAUUUGAAAUCGUCAAGGUUUUGGGUGAACCUCAAAUCUUGUCGAUCCAAAACCUAACCUCAAAUAUACUAUGGGGAUACAAUUUUGCAGGCAUUGAAAACCAAUUAUGACUAGUAAUUGCUUUUGCAAUGUAUUUAUUUUGUUUUAGAUGUAAUU